Messenger RNA from Drosophila rhopaloa, 642 nucleotides. Its product is annotated as attacin-A. Gene Ontology annotation, cellular component: extracellular region. Gene Ontology annotation, biological process: defense response to bacterium. The transcript is spliced from 2 exons. Lineage: Eukaryota; Metazoa; Arthropoda; Insecta; Diptera; Drosophilidae. Bases 29 to 574 code for a protein of 181 amino acids. The record is from RefSeq and is a predicted model, not a curated record.
GUCAAAAGAAUUCAAAUAAUUAAGUAAAAUGGAUUGCCAGGCGACAGGAAACCCAAAGACCGGACAGGCAAAUGCCCAAUGUGGAGUAAUGGUGGGUGACGAUCUGGCCAAUGCUCGGGCCGGAGUUUUCGCCUCUACUCCAGGCACCGGUGGACCCGUCACCAAGGGAGUUUAUGGAGCGCUGAACGCUAAUGGACAUGGACUCUCGGUACAGCAUGGACACAUUGAGGGAGUGGGCAGUACCACGACCGCCGCAGCCCAGGCGAAUCUUCUCCAUACCCCGAACACCGCGCUCAACGCCACUGCCUUUCACAGCCACAGCCGAUCUCACGAUCAGUUCGGAGGCGGACUCAAUCUCCAGACGGCGGCGGGUCACCAGGCGGCAAUUGGGGUCACCCGAGUGCCGCAGUUCGAUAUGACUACAGUCCAGGGUUCAGGGAGGGCCAAUCUGUACUCCUCACCCAGUGGCAAUCUCAAUGUCAAUGCCACUGGUAGUGCCAAUCGCCACUUGAGCGGACCACAUCGUGGCAGGACCGAUUUCGGCACCGGACUCAACUUGCGCUACGAUUUCUGAUUUUUUUAAGUCUUGGUACUUUUUAUUUUCGAACAAUUAAAUAACAAUAAACAAAAAAUAAAACUAUA